UGCCUGAGCUGGGGCGGGCUGAACAUUCCCCCGGCUCCUGGAGCGAGCAGCCUCCGGGAGCCAGUGCCUUUCGGCCCCCUCCAAACGUUGCCAAGGGCGCACCGGGACCAAGCGGGUAGCUCCGGGCGCGAACCGGCUGCGAACUUUCCUCCUGCAAGCGCGGCGGAGGGAGGCGGGGCGCCAGGCGUCCACCUUCCACUGAUUGGCCGAGCCCAUCGGUGGGCGUGGCUGGUGGGCCGAGUUCAGUCUGCUUGGAGCGGGAGAUGCGCGCUGACCGGCCGGUCCGCGCAGGAGCUGCUGGGCCUGAAGGCGCCACGCCAGCCGUGAAGGAGGGCGGCGGCCCCCGAGGUGCCGAGGGGGCUGCUCCCGGGCCCCCCAGUAAGUCCAGGCGUGAUGUGACUAGCGAGAUGGUGCGGGCCUCAAGCGUGCUAGUGCUGGAUGAGCCGCAGAGCCUCUCCGUGCAAGCGUUUGGGCUGAGAGACACCCUCAUCAGGUCCCGGCUGGUGGAGCAGGAGGAGUCGUACACCCACCUCCAGGGCUUCAAGUUUUUUGCUGGAACGUACAACGUGAAUGGCCAGUCGCCCAGAGAGAGCCUCCAGCCUUGGCUGAGCCCAGACUCUGGCCCUCCAGAUGUUUUCUGUGUGGGCUUCCAGGAGCUAGACUUGAGCAAAGAGGCCUUUUUCUUCAACGACACACCCAGAGAAGAGGAGUGGUUUAGAGCCGUGACAGAGAGCCUGCCCCCGGGGGUCAAGUAUGCCAAGAUAAAACUCGUUCGGCUGGUGGGGAUCUUGUUGCUGCUCUACGUGAGGACGGAACUGGCAGCGAGCAUUUCUGAGGUGGAGGCAGGGACUGUGGGGACGGGGAUCAUGGGCAGGAUGGGCAACAAGGGCGGGGUGGCCAUCAGCUUCAGGCUCCACAACACCUCUGUGUGCGUGGUGAAUGCCCACCUGGCCGCCCACCCGGGGGAGACCGAGCGGCGAAACCAGGACUUCCAUGACAUCUGCGCUCGCAUGCAGUUUGGCCCGCCGGACCCAGGCUUCCCGCCCCUUGCCAUCCGCCAACAUGAUGUCAUCUUGUGGCUGGGGGACCUGAACUACAGGUUGGACGAGGCAGAUCCUGAGCGGGUGAAGAGGCUGGUGGAGGCAGGCGAUUUCCAUGCUCUGCAGCAGUAUGACCAGCUAAAGACUCAGAUGGAGGCCAGAAUAGUGUUUGAUGGCUUCACAGAGGGAGACAUUUCCUUCCAGCCCACUUAUAAAUAUGACCCGGGCUCUGAUGACUGGGACACCAGUGAGAAGUGCCGUGCUCCUGCCUGGUGUGACAGGAUCCUGUUUAAAGGGGAAACGGUGUCUUUGCUGAGCUACCGGAGCCACAUGGCUAUGAGGACCAGUGACCACAAGCCAGUCAGCGCUGUGUUCGACAUUGGGGUGAAGGUGGUGGAUGAGGGUCUCUAUCGAAAAGCCUUUGAGGACAUUGUGCGCUCCCUGGAUAAGAUGGAGAACGCCAGCAUCCCGUCCGUCACCCUCUCCAAGAGGGAGUUCCUUUUCAAGGAUGUGAAGUACAUGCAGCUUCGGACAGAGUCCUUCACUGUCCAGAACGGGCCGGUGCCUUGCCAGUUUGAGUUCAUCAGCAAGCCUGACGAAGAUGCCUACUGCAAGCCGUGGCUGAGAGCGAACCCCAGCAAGGGCUUCCUGCUGCCAGAGACCAAGGUGACGGUAGAACUGGAGCUGUUUGUGAAUAAAUCCACCGCCCCCAGCCUGAUCUCCGGAGAGGACAAGCUGGAGGAUAUCCUGGUGCUUCAUCUCGACCAGGGGAAAGAUUACUUCCUCUCCGUGUCGGGGAACUACCUGCCCAGCUGCUUUGGGUGCCCCAUCCAGGCCCUGAUCCACAUGCGGGAGCCCAUCCGGGAAAUGCCGCCAGAAGCCAUCAGGAACCUGAUCCGGAGGCCCUUGCCGCUUGGAGACUGCAGUGCCCUCUGGGAAGAAAAGCCCCUCGACAUCCCCAAGGAACUGUGGAUGAUGGUGGACCACCUCUACCGCAACGCUUGCCAGCAGGAAGACUUGUUUCAGCAGCCGGGCUUGAGGGCCGAGUUUGAACAGAUCCGCGACUGCCUGGACACGGGGAUGAUGGACACCCUUGUUGGUUGCAAUCAUUCUGUGGCUGAAGCCCUUCUCCUGUUCCUGGAGAGCCUUCCUGAGCCUGUUGUCUGCUACAGCCUUUACGAGAGCAGCCUGGAGUCUGCAGACAGCUACCUGCUGAGCAGCCGGGUUGUUUCCGUGCUCCCCAAAUGCCACAAGAAUGUCUUCAGCUACCUGAUGGCCUUCCUGCGAGAACUGCUGCAGCACUCCAGCAAGAACCGCCUGGAUGUGCAUAUUCUUGCGAGCCUCUUUGGGGGCCUCCUGCUGCACCCCCCUCCUGGUCUGCCCAAGUCAGGCCUCGCCGAGAAGCAUAAGGCUCAGCGGUUCAUCCGACACUUUCUUCUUCAGGAAGGGAGCACCCUGUGAAGGUGGCCUAUUUGUCAUUUUAGAGCCAGUUCUUGUGUAAGCACAUUUUUGUAUAUUCAGAACCUUUCAGUCUAUGAAAGCAUUUUUAGGUGAAGAGAAGCACAGACAUUUUAAUUCUGUAACACGGGUCAGAUGCAAAGCAUAAUAGCAGCAUUACAGCCUUUUAAAUCUUACAGUGCAUUUUUCAUAUUAAAUGUAUACACUGUA
Molecule: messenger RNA, 2708 nt
Organism: Pogona vitticeps (central bearded dragon)
Lineage: Eukaryota; Metazoa; Chordata; Lepidosauria; Squamata; Agamidae
Source: RefSeq, a predicted model, not a curated record